This is a messenger RNA of Hydractinia symbiolongicarpus, 3272 nucleotides long. RefSeq names its product semaphorin-1A-like. Gene Ontology annotation, biological process: negative chemotaxis; neural crest cell migration; positive regulation of cell migration. The transcript has 20 exons. Lineage: Eukaryota; Metazoa; Cnidaria; Hydrozoa; Anthoathecata; Hydractiniidae. Gene Ontology annotation, molecular function: semaphorin receptor binding; chemorepellent activity. The coding region runs from base 71 to 2452 and encodes 793 amino acids. The record is from RefSeq and is a predicted model, not a curated record.
UAUGUUCUCUACUUUGUGAUUUUCACAUGCUAUUUCAUUUAGUCCAAACAAAAAACAAAAACAAAUCAGCAUGUAUAUGUAUAUAGUACUCUUCUUACAAUGGUUUCAUUUCUCCAUGCACGCCAGUGUUGUAGCUGUAAACACGAAAGCCAUGAAAGAUCCAAGUGUGUAUAUUUUCCCACCAAAAGAUUCUGAAUUUUAUAAUAAAGUUAAAGAUGUAAAUAUUCUGCUGGAUGAAGUUAAUGAAAAAGUGUACAUCAGUGCUGUAAAUAAUUUGUUUAGCCUUUCACUUGAUCUCAAGUCAAUAGACAAAAGAAUAGAUUUGUCUCCAACGGAAAAAACAAAAUGUAAAAGAGAGGGACCCAAGGACAUGAAUUGUGAAGAUAACUAUAUAAAAUCACUUCUAUAUGAUUCGCAAAAAAGAUUGUACAUAUGCGGGACAAAUGCAUUUUAUCCAGAAUGUUGGCGGUAUCAGAGAAAUCCUCUACAGAUCAACAACAGCCUUACAAUAAAGGACGCUUUUAGUCACUGUCCCAGAUAUAAAAAAUACAAUGCUCUUACAUAUUUCUCAGGUGAUAAUGUUUUUGUUGCUACACAGAAAAAACCAACUGAAAAAGGGAGCAGCAUAUCGAAGGUGAAAACAUUUGAGGAUGAGACACUGGUUUCAACUGCAAAUAGCAGACGCAAACUGUAUUUUUUUGGUGCAAGUUUCAAAUCUGUGUACUCAUUAGAUGCUAGUGGCUACAUUUAUUAUUUUUUUCAUGAGAUUGUGGACAUCGACUUAGGGCGUAAGGUUGUGUACUCGCGGGUUGGAAGAGUUUGCAAGUAUGAUAAUGGGGAAGAUAAUCUAAGUCCAGAGAGAUUUAUAACUUUUUUGAAAUCUCCGCUUAUAUGUUUGAAGAAAGGAGACAUUGUGGCAUCAUACUACGAUGUCUUAGAAAGCACCUAUGUGAGGGAUGUGGAGAUGAAUGGGAAAACAGAAAAAUUUGUAUAUGCAACUUUUUCUUCAUCCCUGAAAGACACUGCAAAUACAGCAAUUUGUCGAUAUCGUGUGUCGGACAUUGUUCAUGUUUUCGAAACAGGUCGACUAACAUAUAAAGAUCUGAAAACUAAACAGUGGGUUGUUACGCCAUUCUCAGCCUUUAAAAAUAAUGUCUCAAGGCCUGUGUGUGACGGUCCUAAAGAGGCUUCCUUCUCGUCAGAUCAUGAUACAGAAAUCUUUAAUGCACCAGACCGUUCUCUUAUGUAUGAUAUGGUCUUGCCACACGAUGGUGAAGCGUUGUACACUAUUGAUUCAGCCAGGUUGACGGCGAUCGUGGUGGAUGAUUUUCAUUUGGAAGCAAAUAAAACUGGUUCUGGAUUGCAUGUAGCCUUUGCUGGCACAUCGAAUGGUCAUGUACACAAAUUGACUAUAAACAAUACUGGUCAAGUCGAGGUUAACGCAGUGAAACAAACACAGCCCUUUCAGACUUCAGGUCCAAUAAAAGUGAUGAAAUUAUACAAAAAUAUGGUUUACGCCGCUGGAGAUUCUGGAGUGGCUGCGUUUCCAGUUCACCACUGCGAAAGUUAUUGGCUUUGUAAAGACUGCGUACAGAUCAAGGAUCCGUACUGUGCUUGGAGCAUGAAGGAAAACAGGUGUAUGGAAGCAACGAAACUUGAUCCUUUAGAGAGAAUACAGGAUUUAAGGAGUGGAAACGCAAUUCGAUGUCCGAAAGUGCAAAAAGAUUUCAAAUGCACGGCUACCGUUGAGAAUGUCACAUUUGGCAUGAGUGCACUCCUCGAAUGCAACCCCAUUGCUGACACCAACACUGGUGAAUUACCAACCAUCAAUGGCUGGUCCCGAAGCGGCGUCCGUGUAUACGACGGCGAUAUGUACAAGCUGAUGGACAACAACAAGAAGCUUUUGAUUACGCAGUUUACCGAAUCGUAUGUUGGGACGUAUUCCUGCAUCGUUCAAGUCAAAGACUCGCAGUCAAAAUCUUGUUCGUUAGAAUUGCAAGCACCGACCACUAAACGACCACUCGUAACCACCAAAGUAACCGAGCGAGGACCACACGUAACAAAUGUAACUCGACGAGCGAACACGACAACUAAUCGUCCAGCCAUACCAUACACAGGUUCGGGAGGAAAAUCAUAUUUUAAGGAAUUUGUCGCCAUGGCUGUUUUAUUCGCCAUCGUUUUGCUUCUCGCUUUUUUGCUGUUUUGCGUGGUGUUGGCAAUGAGGCAGCAUAAUGAUAGCGAGGUGGAUGGAGAGACGGCGAACGGUAAAGCGAACGGCCAUUUCUCGAUCAUAUCGUUCACGAAGAGCUACCAAAUUAGAAAAAGACAGAACUCGGCGAACAAGGAACUGAUUAAAAAGAAAAAUAAAGAUCGGGUGUAUCAGCCGACGACUUUAGAAAUGACGGAUAAAAGGGUCGAAAAUGACGACGAAGACGACGUCGAAUUUAGGUAAUAGGUGAAUGGAUAAGUAGAAAAUAUGGAAUCGAUAAUCCCAACCUUACGGCAAAAUGCAAGAUUAGUCGUUCCAUAAGACGUCGUUUUCACGCUGGUUAAUCCCUUCUGUCGAAAAGAUGUCAUAUAUUAUCCAGCCGCAAGGUUGUUUUAAAUCAUGACUUAUACAUACACACAAACAAACUAAUAACAUAGACAUCAUUGCAUCAGGAUUCAUAUUUUUAUUCAUUUCUAAAAGAGAGAGAGUAUUACCCUUUUUUAUUAUUUUUUUAAACCACCAUAAGCGGUGGUUUACCAAGACAAUAAAGUACUCGUUUGUCUUAUUUAGUCCAAACGUUAUUAUUUGGGUUAUUGAGACAAUGUAUAAAAAUGUUUUUUUAUUUACAGAAAGUUUUGAAAACGUUUCGUGGCUGCCGAACUUUAACGUUGUUUUUGCGUUUUGUUUUGCUUGCUUAACCAGUUUUUAUUGUGUUUCUUCAAUUGGACUACGUGUCUUCUUUAUAUGGCGCAUUAGACCUUAUUUUGUUUUCACUGAAAUUAAACUUCACAAAAUUAAUUCGUCAUACUAUUUCGUACAGAGACUUGAAGAAGGUUUAAGAGUUUUAUUUGUGUUCUAAUAACAGAUUUUUAGUGACUGUGUAUAUUAUAUAUGUAGAAAAGAAAUUAAAUAACAGUAGAAAAGAAGAAGUGUGUUUCAUCUGAUCCGUCCUACCAGUGAUGUUUUCAACUUUUCAUCAACAAAAAGAAAUUCCUAAAAUAGAUUUUUACUUUUUAAGGGUUUUGGGAAGAAAACUGGGCGAAAGUUUGGAUUUUAGGACUGA